Molecule: messenger RNA, 12426 nt
Organism: Podarcis lilfordi (Lilford's wall lizard)
Lineage: Eukaryota; Metazoa; Chordata; Lepidosauria; Squamata; Lacertidae
Source: the annotation of a GenBank genome assembly
AUGGAGGAGAAGAGUCAGCAGCCAGCGAAUGAAGUCCUGCAGGUAAGAUGGUGGCAGGAACAACCAGAGGAUCCAGGAAAAGGCUGCCCCUUUCAUGUAUGCAAGGAGUGCAGGGACUCAGUUGAUGGAGCCUUUAGUCAGGUUUGUAAUGGACAGGAAGACCCAAGAGACCUGGGAUGCUUAACUCACCAGAAUGCAGACUAGAGAUUCAUUUGUGUUCUUGAUGGAACGGGAGCUGAUCUUCUUUGCUCUUUGCUGAUGCUUUGUCUCUGAAUGCCUUUCAGCUGUGGGGGGCUUCAUCUAGGAUGCGUUCAGGUCUGCUUCCGACAUGAGCCAGUCUCUUGACCAAGCUUCUCUUCCCAUUCCCUCCACAACUUCUGGGUUGAUCCCCUUCCCCAUGGAUACAGAUCGGCCCAAAAUGGUGCUCAGUCACAGUGACCAAAGAGCAAGACAGAGGGACGAAUCCAGACUGCUGCUUGUCCCACCCCUUUCCUCCAGGAAACCCCAGUGUUUACUGCUGAAUUAGAGCAAACCUCAGCCAGGUUUUCUCCGGAUUGACGUUUGCUUUGAUGUUGCACCAAGGAGCAGGUUUUUCCUGAGGGAAAGCGGCAGGGCAAAGACAAAACCAUUUGGACCUGUGUUUUCUGGGCACAGGAAAAGCAGAAGUGUGGAUGAGCCCAAGGAAAGACGGAAUUGUUUUUUUACCCCUUUGGAGACAUUUUAUGCUGCAGGUGCUUUUUUUUACUUCCAGAUGGAAAACAUAAUUUGAAAUUUGUGGACUUCUAUGGAAGACAGUUUGGGACAGUGCCCUGGCAGGAUUAUCCUGUAGGCUUACUUACAUCUGAAUUGCACAAUGCAAACUGGAUUAAAGUUUUUAAAUUAUAAUCUAAGACUAGAGAUGGUGUGAAUUGUCUCUUGAACCCACAAAUGUGAAAUUUCCCUAAAAUGCUGGUGGGUUUUCAAAAGGAUUUUAAACAAAAAUGGCAAGCUGAUGUGGAAAUGUGGAGAUCUUGAAAUCAGAACAAUUAAUAAUUUCAGAAUGGAAAAAUAAAAGCUGUGAGAAACCAAAACUGACUGAUUCCGCCAUCCCUACCCCAAACCUUGGCAUGUGCCAGGCAGACUGACAUCCGAGGGCCAGGGUCUGAGGGGUCUUCCUAGUGUGGCCUGUGGUGUGCAGUGAAUUCCCUUCUCUUUUCCCCUCUAGGAUGUGAGAAGGACCUUGCAGAGGUAAGUGGAUCUGGCUCAUUUCCAUUAGUAUCACUCCAUGAUGCCGGGAUGCAAGAACCUCAGACAUGGCCCUGCAGGGGGGAGACUGUAGGCCUCACUGCCUGCAGCAUCUCACAGGGAAAAGCAGGGGACCCUAUUUUGAACUUGUAGCCCCCCAAAUUUCCCUCCAAGGUUCAAGGUCAACUGCCUCCUCCCUCCCUCCCCACAUCACUUCACAAAGGGAUGGGGGCUCUUUUCUUUCUCUUGCACUUUCUGUUCAUGGACUUUUUGGUAAUUUCAAACAUCUAGAAGAGAAAGUGCCAAAGAUGCUUGGGAAGAGCUUAGGAUGUACCAACACAUUUCAAUGUCCAAGUAGCAUCUUGUCCAAGUAGCAGCCACCCAACUCUUGGCAGCUUUGGACAUCACUCACCUCCUCUGGAGAAGCUCAGGGAGGGAGGGAUUGCAGGCAUUCCACCUCAGGGGUUUGGUUCUUAAGUCCAGGCACCUUCCCAGAAAGCUGUUAGGGGGCAGCAUUUUUGGAAGCCAUGGGAGCCCUCCGGUGGUGUCGCUUGGGGUUACAUCUUGUCCCUUGUGCUGUUUAGCAUCCUUAGGAAGCCACUUACCAGGGCUUGGAGGUGGGUGUCAAGAGAUGAAGCUGAAUCCUGAAAAUUACCUGUUGGGAAAUGAACUUCAACUUUGUCCAUGUUAUUGAGAUCUCCUGCAAUAAUUUGGGAGAUAAUACCACAAUGGGGCCAUUCACUGUUUUUCUUUUCACCAGGUAUGAGGAAAGAGAGAGUCCAGAGAAGCCACUGGCUUUCCCUUCAGAACUGAGGAAUAGGAUCUUAAAAUCCUGUGAUCUAAAUCACCUUGUGGAGAAUACAAUGAAACAAUGGGAAGGUAAUGAAAACUGGAUGCCAGGAUUUCACACUGGGAAUUCUGUUACUUCUUCAGAACUGAACAUGCCAGGCUCUUACUGCAUGGAAUUGAGUAACCCCAGGAUACCUUCCUUCUUGGUGCUCCAGCCUUCAUUUCCUUUCCCCCAGAAUGGCCCCUGUAUAUUGUGACGCUGGAUCCUGUAAAGAAAGCCUGAACCAGAGUGUAGAGCAAAGUCAGGAUUUUUUCCUCCCGUGUGCAUCUGUUUACAGUUAUACAAAACCUCCUUUUCCUUGUGGUUCCCUGUCUGCACAAUCUGGGGUUGUCCUUUUGGAGGUUCUCCUGCUCUGAAUGGAGUCAAAGGGCAUUAAGAAGCCCCCAGUCCAAGAAUGUAGAGCCCAAUUUCAGGGACAAAGUAAGCUUGCUCUAUGAUUGUUGAGUUUUAAAUCUUUAGUUAUUUUCAUAGAUUCUUCCUAUGAUUUUCUUCUUUUUAAUUAUUUUUUUGUACAAUUCAAUUAAUAUUUAAUAAUUGUACUUGAAUUUAAGGAUGCCACAUUAUAAAAUGUUAGUUUUGUAUGGAGAUUUAUCUCAGGUGGAAUAAUGUUGCCCUUACACUUUAUAUCUUUUUGCUUCCUCAGUUGCUGUGUUAUACAGAAAACAGCUUCAGAAAGGUAAAUUUCCAGGGAGGAACAAUUUCACAGGAGGGAUAGGGACUGAUAAUUCAUGGGUGUUGAACCGUCUGUUCUGCAGACUUUGGGACCCCCAUCAAUGGCGUCACUCUGGGAAAUGAUCCUCUAGUGGCGUUUGGGUUCUUUGUCUGCCCCAUUAAUGAACUGGGAGGGAGUUUGAAGGCUUGGAUUGGGGGCAGAGCUUGUCUCUGCAAACAAUCUGCACACCAGUCUGAGUUAAUUUUCCGCCAAUAGACUAUUAUCUUGGUUUCCCCUUUAAUUUUAUAGAUUUUGCUUUCUUUCAUAAAAUUUAUAUACUGCUUGAUUGUGGGUAAAAGCCUCAGAGCCUUACAAUAUCUUACAAAAGCCCUUAAGGAGAUUUCUGAAGGGUCAGUCCAGUGUCCAUCUUGUUGAGUUCUCAAGUAUAAGGAAUCCCCUUUGCAUUUUGUUUUCCCUCCACACAAUCUGGAGAGGUUCUUUUGGGGCUUCUCUAGAUUUGCUUGGAUUUCCCCCUCGUGAAGUGUGUUAAAAAGGGCACCCGCAAGCACCCAGUCCCUCCUCCACCUCCUGCCAGGCUGGUCUCCCAGCAGCAGAGCAAGGCCUGAGCCGCCUCUUCCUCAGAGUUUCAACCUCACCAGCCAUUUCUCGUGCUUCAGCCAUCCCCAUCUCCUCAGAGUUCCCACGGUUCUUAGGAGAUCAGCCCUAUUCCAUGUGGGAGGAUUUCCCAUUGCACGAGUCCCUUGGAAUUACAGGGUAAAGCUCUGCCGAUUUUUCCUCUGCAAUUUGGUUUGUCAGCAUACUUGGAAAUUCCAGUUUCAACAGCUUUGCCCCACCAGUUUACUUGGGGCAGAUGUUAAACCUUUCUUCAUCCAUCCAGUUCAGAUCCCCAUUUCAUUUGUGGAUUUGGAAUGAUUGUAUUCCGCCAUUUCCUAGUAUGGUUUACCAUUUCUGAUUUUCCCAUGAAAUCAUGGAAUAGCAGAGUUUGAAAGGAUCCCAAGGAUCAUCUAGUCCAACCCCCUGCAAUGCAGGAAUUACAGCUAAACUCGUUAGUUGUUUUAAUUCCUUAGGCCUAGUGAUAUUACAUUCUCAAGAAUAAUCUUUUGGAGAAUAUUUAACAUCACUACUUAGGCCUACAGUUGUUGUCUUUGCAUGAUUUAAUCUUUUGAUUGAAAUAAAGAAACAAGAGAUGCUAUGAUAUGAUGUUUUGUAAAAAAUAGAUUUAUUUUUUAGCUAUUGCACUGUAGCCUGUUAAGCCUGUCUUUUUGCUUCCUCAGAUGUUCAGUCAUUCAGACAUCUUCAGAGAGAUAAAUUUCACAUGGAGACCCCAAUUCACAGGGGGGGGGGGACUAGUGUUUCAUGGGGGUCAAGAGUCUCUUGUACCGACUUCCGGUUAGCGCCAGCGCUUAAUGGCAGAUUUCCCCCGGAGCUCCCGAGGGAGCUCUGCUUCAUAGGUUCGGGUCCCGCAGCCACGGCGGAGCGGGGACCCUUAAAAAUCACAGGUGCGAAGCCUGUGAACCGGAGACUCGGUGGGCACCUUUGCGCCCCCCCAAAGCUGUGAAGGAGCCUUUUUAAAGGCUACGGAACAGCAGCGGGUGUGUGGCGCGGUGCUGAGAGUCGUUUUACCCAGCCUGCGAAGUGAAGCCGCGUCGCCAUUAGCGGAGAGCGCUGACUUCUUCCUGAGAAUUGGAGCUAAAAGAAACAACUAUCCGUGAGUAGGAUACGUGUUUAAGGAUUAACUGGGAACUAAAUUUAAAGAAUUUUGGCACCGAGACGGAAAAGCAAUAAAAAGGAAGUCUGCUUUCCGUUCUGCAGCAAGAUCAAAGCAAAGGAUUGUUAAGCUGAAACCUUUGAAGAUUCUGUUGUUGGAUAAGUAAUCCAUCGUCAAAGAGACUGGGAUCUCCCCCCCAAAGGCAGGAGUGGGGGGGAAGAAAGUGUGCUUUAAAUGCCUGCAUUUAUAGAAAGAAAUAGAAGUUUACACCGCUGUAUUUCAACCCUGGGAACGGACUGCCGGAGAAGAGAAACCAGCUGUGGACUGUUGCUACAUUAAGGUAAAAAAGUAACUGGGAUAUUGACUUUGAGCUUGGAUACUUUGAGCCUGGAAAUAUUUUGACUUUGUUGCAUUCUGUGGACUUAUGAAGGACAGUAUCUUUGUGGCUCCUUAAGAAAUUUUUAAAGAGACUUUGGGAUUGUUUUAAAAGACUUUGGGACUGGUUUAUGCUAAAAAUUGCAAUUGAGAACUUAGAUAUUUCGCCCUCUAGAGGAAAUUUGGAUGGUUUCAGUAAUAAUGGGACUUUAGUCUGUUGAGCUAUUGUGAAACAAGUCCAUGAGUGUGGGAAUGACCUUGACUGCAGGAUAUUGUUAUGGCAGAUGACAAAGAGAAAGAGAAAGGAGAAUUACAGGAAAAAACCUUGAGAUCCGGUAGACAAUACAAGAUUGACAUUUUGAAACAAAGAAGGGCUUCCACAUCCGGAGCCUCUGGAACAGCAGCUGUCUCACAGAUAAAAGCAAGAGCUAUGUCUUCUGAAGACCCACUUGCGAAGGCACUUGGGAAAAUUAAUGACUCUUUGGAACAGUUAAAAAAGCAAGGAGCAGAGACCAGUAAACAAGUUGCUGAAACCAAUAAGAAAGUAGCUGAGAUCUCAGGGAAAAUUGACCUAAAUACUAAAAGUAUAAUUGAACUUGGAAAUAAGGUGAAUUUUAACACAGAGACAAUUGGAAAAUUGCUUGAGGAAUCAUUCACCACUCGAAAGAUAGCUGAGGAGGCUAAAGAACUUGCAACUGCUGCUGACAAAAGGUUUCCACCGGUACUUAGGAAAUUGGAGGAUCAUGAUCUGACACUGUCUAUGAUCGAGAUCCAAAGGAAAGAGAGGAAUUUGAGGAUCAGAUCAGUACCGGAAAGUGAAGGAGACAACUUGGUGGAUUAUUUAACAAAAGAGUUUUUAGAUUUUUGGCAGCAGGAUUUGGACAAGGAAGAAUUCAAGAUAGAGAGCGCAUUCAGACUGGGAACAAGACAAAGAAAGAACAAGGUAAGAGACUGUCUGAUAACUUUAAGAUCAAAGGAAGAGAGGGACAAAAUUUUGAAUCUGCAUUAUCAAAGAACAUUGCGAAUUGAAGAUUCUUUCGUGGAAAUUUUCAAAGAUAUCCCGAAACUUAUCUUGGAGGCAAGAGGUCAAUAUAAGGAUCUGGCGGUACUACUGAAAAGGAACAACAUACCAUUCAGGUGGGAAUUCCCUCAAGGCCUAUCUUUCAAAUACAAGGGAAGGAAAAGAAGAAUAAAGACAGUGAGUGAUAAAGAUAAGUUCUUACGAGAACACGAAGAGGACCUUCAGGAGGAGGCGGAUUUGGGACAAGAACCACUUCUUUCAGGAAAGGGAAUACUGGACAUAGCAAACUUACCAUACGGACCGAAACCACUGACAGAAGAAGAACAACAACUUGGAGCAGUAGGAGGGAUAAAUAAAUAGCCCCAUCAUGGCUCUGCAACUUCUAAGUUGGAACUGCAACGGUCUAAACAUUCCCCGGAAGAGGAAAAGUGUCUUUCACAUACUAAAGAAAGAGCAAUUGGACUUGAUUUGUUUACAAGAGACACAUGUGACGAGGUCACACAGGAAAAUACUUAUUAAUAAAAGAUUGGGACAAGAAUUUAUAUCUUCAGACAGAGUAAAAAAAAAAGGAGUGGUGAUAUAUGCAAAGGAAAGAUUGCUACCGAAACUAAUUUUUAAAGACGAUCAAGGAAGAUAUCUGGCAAUUGAAAUUCAAGUUCAAGGAGAGAAAUUUUUGAUUGUGGGAAUUUAUGCACCGAACGAAGGGAAAGCUGAGUUUUAGAAGAAGUUGCAUGAGACACUGUUGGAUUAUAUGGACUAUAAUUUAAUUAUGAUGGGUGACAUGAAUGGAGUAGUAUCGACAAAUAUGGACAAAGCACAAAGACAGGUAGUUACAAAAGACGGAAGACUACCAAAAACUUUCUUUGACAUGACUGACAAUAUGGACUUGGUUGAUAUUUGGAGAAUAAAACAUCCUCUUGAAAGAGAGGGAACCUUCUUUUCUGAAGCCAAAAUGACAUGGACUAGGAUUGACCAAAUUUGGGUUACUAGAGGAAUGGCACCAAAGAUAAAAAAAGUUGAUAUCUGCCCAAAAACUUGCUCCGACCACAAUGCUGUAAAGAUGGUGAUGAAGCAAACAACAGCUGGUACCUUCAGAUGGAGGAUGAAUGACACCUUAUUUGGAGAUGAGGAAGUUUGUAAAAAGGCCCAAAAAACCUUGAAAGACUACUUUGAAAUUAAUAUGAAGACUAAUGUAGAAAAAAGAGUAAUCUGGGACGCAAGUAAAGCUGUGAUGGAUGAGAGGAUUCUUGAUACAACAAAAUGCAAUAAAGAAGAGAAGCCAAAAUGAAAAGAAAGAAAAAAUUCUGGAGAAGAUAAAAGAGGGGGAAAAGAAAUUAAGAUCAAAACCAAAAUCGCAUGAGAUUCUGAGAGAAAUCAAGCUAUAUCAAACACAAUACAUGGAAUUGAUGAACCAAGAGAUAGAAUGGAAAAUUAAACAAAUGAGACAAAAGACUUUUGAAUCAGCAGAUAAAUGUGGUAAAUUGUUGGCUUGGCAAAUAAAGAAGAGACAAAAAUUGAAUACGGUUACAAAUUUAGAAGUCGAUGGAAAGAACAUCUAUAAUCCAAUUGAGAUCAGGAAUUGCUUCCAGAGAUACUUCAGGCAACUUUAUUCACAAGGGCCGCAGAAAGAAAUGGACAUAGAACAAUUUCUUGGAAAAAAUGGACUGAAAAAGAUUUCACAGGAAAGUAAAAGAAUUUUGAACCAGGAAAUAACAGAACAAGAAAUAGAAGGUGCCAUUCAAAAUAUGGCAUUGGGCAAAUCUCCAGGACCGGAUGGAUUGACUUCCAGAUAUUACAAAGUUUUGAAGGAGUGGUUAUUACAACCUCUGAAGGAAGUUUGUAAUGAAAUUAUGGAGGGGAAAAGGGCACCAGAUAUGUGGAAAGAGGCUUAUAUUACACUUACACCGAAGACAGAGACUGAAAAGACUCAACUUAAAAACUACCGACCUAUCUCACUAUUAAAUGUGGAUUACAAAAUUUUUGCAGACAUUUUAGCAAAGAGAUUGAAAAUAGUUUUGAUGGAGGAGAUUCACAGAGACCAAGCGGGCUUUCUCCCGAGAAGGCAUUUGUCAGAUAAUGUAAGGAACAUAAUUGACAUUUUGGAAAAGUUGGAAGUGAAUAUAAACACUAAAGCAGUUUUGAUAUUUGUGGACGCCGAGAAAGCCUUUGACAAUAUUUCUUGGAGCUUUAUGAUGAAGAACCUCCGGGGGAUGGGGGUAGGCCAAGGGUUUGAAAAUGGUAUAGGUGCAAUAUACUCUGAUCAAAAAGCAAAGUUGAUUGUAAAUAAUGUGGUUACGGAAGAAUUUAAGAUACAAAAAGGGACACGUCAGGGAUGCCCAAUUUCCCCACUACUUUUUAUAUCAGUCCUGGAGGUUUUGCUGAACAUGAUCAGAAGGGACCAGUUGGUUAAAGGGGUGCAGGUCGGAGCUAAACAGUACAAACUGAGAGCAUUUGCAGAUGACUUGGUACUUACAUUACAAGAGCCUGAAUCUAGUACAAAAAGGGUUUUGGAAUUAAUUCAAGAGUUUGGUCAAGUGGCAGGAUUUAAAUUGAACAAGUCAAAAACUAAGGUAUUGGAGAAAAACUUAACAUCUUUUGAAAAAGAGAGGUUUCAGAAUGAAACAGGAUUAACGGUGGUUAAGAAAGUGAAGUAUUUGGGGAUAAAUAUGACAGCUAAAAAUGUGAACUUAUUUAAGGACAAUUACGAGAAAUCUUGGACAGAAGUGAAAAAAAGACUUAGAAAUUUGGUCAAAUUUGAAGCUUUCCUUGUUUGGUCGAAUAGCGGUUAUAAAGAUGAAUGUAUUGCCUAGAAUGUUGUUUUUGUUCCAAACAUUGCAAAUUGUGGACAAGAUGGACUGUUUCAAGAAGUGGCAAAAAGACAUUUCUAAAUUUGUCUGGCAGGGCAAGAAGCCCAGAAUAAAAUUUAAGAUUUUAACUGAUGCAAAGGAAAGGGGGGGAUUUGCCCUGCCAGACUUUAAACUUUACUAUGAAUCAGCAGCUUUUUGCUGGUUGAAAGACUGGCUACUUCUUGAGAAUACUGACAUUUUGGAUUUAGAAGGUUUUAAUAAUACUUUUGGGUGGCAUGCAUAUCUGUGGUAUGACAAGGUUAAAGCUCAUAAAGGUUUUAAAAAUCAUAUAGUCAGGAAAGCACUAUACAAUGUCUGGAUCAGAUACAAAGAUUUGUUGGAAAAUAAAACUCCAAGGUGGUUGUCGCCGAUGGAGGCAAAAGCUGUUAAAAAGCUUAAUAUGGAGCCGAAAUGGCCGAGAUAUUGGGAAAUUUUGGAACAAGAUGGGGACAGACUGAAAUUGCAGAGUUUUGAGAAAUUAAAAGGAAAAGUGAGAGAUUGGCUUCAUUACUAUCAAAUAAUGGAGAUUUUUAAGAUGGACAGGAAAAUUGGUUUCCAGGUGGAAAAAUCAAAAUUGGAGACUGAGCUGUUAGAAUCCAGUAUUAAAAAUCUGUCAAAAAUGUAUAACUUGCUGUUGACAUGGAAUACACAAGAUGAAACGGUUAAAUCAGCAAUGAUUAAGUGGGCUCAGGAUAUUGGUCAUAACAUUAUGUUUGCUGACUGGGAAAAGUUGUGGACCACCGGGAUGAAAUUUACGGCAUGUAAUGCCCUAAGAGAAAAUAUUAUGAAAAUGAUUUAUAGGUGGUACAUGACCCCAGUCAAGCUUGCAAAAAUCUAUCAUUUGCCUGAUAAUAAAUGUUGGAAAUGCAAAGAAAAUGAAGGUACAUUCUUUCACCUUUGGUGGACAUGCCCAAAGAUUAAGGCGUUCUGGGAAAUGAUCUACAAUGAAUUGAAAAAGGUAUUUAAAUAUACCUUCCUGAAGAAACCAGAGGCCUUUCUCUUGGGUAUUGUCGGCCAGGGGGUGGUAAAGAAGGAUAGAACAUUUUUUAUGUAUGCUACAACAGCAGCAAGAGUACUCAUUGCAAAGUAUUGGAAGACACAAGACCUACCCACCUUGGAAGAAUGGCAGAUGAAGGUGAUAGAGUACAUGGGCCUGGCAGAGAUGACGAGCAGAAUCCGAAACCAGGGAAGAGAGACAGCGGAAGAAGAUUGGAAAAAAUUUAAAGACUACUUAAAGAAAUAUUGCAAAGUUAAUGAAUGUUAAAAUGACGCUGGAUUAGAAAACAUGUGGUUAUUAGCGGUAAUGGAUAAGUUAAAGAGAAAAAGUAAGAUUAAAAUUAAGUCAAAAUAAGGGAAGGAUUUGCUGAACAAUUAAUUAGAAAUUGGAAUACAGAAAGGGGAGGUAUGAGGAAGUCGGGAAAGUAAGAUAUAAGAAAUUAAGGGUUGAAAUUAUACGUGUUUUUUAUGUUUGUUAUGUUUAUUGUAUGGUUUUGUUAUGUUUUUGUUGUUACAAUUUUUUUUGAAACUUCAAAAAAAAAAAAGAGUCUCUUGUACCAGGCAGAGAGGGUGGACUUGAAGGUGCAGAAGGGCGGGGGGGAGAAACUCCCCAGAAGGAUCAGAUAAAAGAGGGAAGAGUUUCAUUCCUGCCUAGAGAGAAUUGGGUUGCUUUUCCAUGUGACCUUUUUCAGGACUGGUUGCCACAUGUCCUCUUUUUGUAGGUCCUCUACAUUCAUGAUUAAAAUUUCUCCCCUAAGUGGAUUCUUAAAAUUAUAAAAUUGGCAAAUUGUCUCAAGUUAUUUGGUUUGGUUUGCAGUAAACCAUUUACAUUUUUCUAGUGCAUUAGACUCAGAUCUAAGGCACCCAUCUAAGCUAGCCUAGAGCAGAGAAUCACAACAGAGCAGCAUCUUAAGCUAGCCACAUCUUGUAUAAAACCCUUCUCUUGUGGCAGAACUAAAAGGACACAGGCUCAGCUACAAGAUCUUGGAGGAGUCUGGGAGGGCAAGAGUUAACGCCCCCCUGCCCUUAAGGAAAGUCCAUAUGUGCAUGUUUAACAGUUUAAUAAAUUGUUCUGUGCACACUUGCGUUCACAAAGAUGUGAACAUGAGCCCAAAUACUUUCAUGUGGCAAGCGAGGGAGCAAUAUGUAUUAUUAUUAUUAUUAUUCUUUUGUUGUUGAAAUUUCAGAACAUUGCUACUAGCAGUAUAUCACAGCUUCGAAAGCCUACAAAGAGUAGGGGUAUUUAAAAUGAGUGUCGUCAUAGCGAUCCAUGGUUAAGAGUAGAAGUUGGCAAAUGUGUCCUCUUUUUUGCUCUUCAAAAUACGGCAAGUCUACACUUGCCUAUCAUGACUGGUAACUUUCUGAGUUAUUCCUCCUUCCCCCAGGGAACUAGUCUUAUGGUAUAUAUUAAAUCCAAAAGAGAAGCAUGGAAUAAGCAGUCCUUUGUAAAAUUGCCCUGCCAUCUGCCUCCUCUUCCCUGGCGGCAAGGCCUAAACUUCCAAAAUGGUAGGGAGGAAGGAAAGGCCAAGUGGGUGAGAGAGAUGGAGAGCAGGAAUAAACAGGCUCCCCACUUAACGCGAUUUUCACUUGUAGGCACGAGGGCCCAGAACGUGACCCCCGCAAAAGUGAGGGGAGGCCUAUAUUUGGUUUUAUGUUGUAUUUUUAUGCUGUGAACCACCCUGAGACCUAUGGAUGAAGGGCAGCAUGCAAAUAUAAUAAUAAUAAUUAUCAUUAUUAUUAUUAGUACUAUUACUAUUAUUAGAACAGGGGGGUCCUCAUCCCCCAUCCCAUCCCAGAGUUCCCCAAAGGCCAAUUCCCACAGAGAUUGUCAGAGGAAAGCAGCUUCUCUUCUCUCCUGCCUCCUCCAAUUCUCCUCUCUUUCCCCUUCACUAACACAGAAGAGCUGAGUAAAAGGUUUCCUGGGUGGUUUUUCCCCUUAGAAAAUGCCUGGGUUGAGAGGAGGGCAGGCACAAUACACAUCGAAUAUAAGAAAGUGAAGGAAACUGAUUUAAAAACCAACAAGGAAGAUAUUUAUUCUGAUGAAAGUCUGCAAGGUUUCUCAGUCUUGCAUGUGAUCCAAAUAAAUCCCAUUCAUCUGAAAUGGAAUCUGGGUUUUUCGGGGUUUAUUAUUAUUAUCAAGAUGUCCGUUUCUGUCUCUUGGCUGACUCUGCCUGAUCUUCUCUUUCCCUCAUCUUCUCCCCAACAGCAAAUGUCACUCUGGAUCCAGACACAGCCCAUCCCAAACUCAUCCUGUCCGAGGAUGGGAAAAGCCUGAGAUUGGGAGACAAACCUCAAGCCCUGCCUGAUAAUCCUGAGAGAUUCAGGCGCUACUCUUGUGUGUUGGGACGUGAGAGAUUCACAGCAGGCGGACAUUUCUGGGAAGUCAAUGUGGGAAGUGGGGAAGAGUGGGCUUUGGGGGUUGCCAGGAAGUCUGUGGAGAGAAAGGGCAUCAUCUACUUAAUCCCUGAGUGGGGGAUCUGGGCUGUGGGGAAGUGGGGAGGGAAGUACUGGGCCUGCACCUCCCCUGUUUCCUCUCCUCUGUCCCUGUUUUGGGAGCCCAGGAGCAUCUGGGUGACUCUGGACUAUGAAGGGGGACGUGUGUCUUUUUCUGACGCUGACUCAGGAGCCGAACUCUACACGUUCUCAGGAGCCUCGUUCUCUGGAGAGACCCUCCUGCCUUUCUUUCAUCUGUGGGGAAAUGAAGCCCACCUCAGUAUCUCCUGUGGAGACUAA